Messenger RNA from Radiomyces spectabilis, 303 nucleotides. RefSeq lists its product as uncharacterized. Lineage: Eukaryota; Fungi; Mucoromycota; Mucoromycetes; Mucorales; Radiomycetaceae. The transcript is spliced from 2 exons. Gene Ontology annotation, molecular function: protein binding. The record is from RefSeq and is a predicted model, not a curated record. The annotation marks the transcript as partial.
GGAUUUCGAUUACGGUCCAAAUGGAGUUUUGGUGAUGCAACGCAGCGAGCCAAUAUUGUGGAAUGUAUUGAUAUCCUGCCGGAGAUCAAUACGUUGGUCGUUGCUUUCAGAGGAUCAAAAUGCAUUUUUUAUGACAUCAAUCGAAAGCAUAAUACCGAUCCUAUUCAGGUCCUGAAAACAGGGGGUCAUCCUUGGUUCGUACCGGAUUUUAUUACCCUCAACCAUGAUUACUUUGCUCUUUCCGGUCGCAAACCAUCCGCCGUGUUUGUUUGGAAUUGGAGAAAAGGUGUACGAUUAUGCAGC